Molecule: messenger RNA, 3679 nt
Organism: Solea senegalensis (Senegalese sole)
Lineage: Eukaryota; Metazoa; Chordata; Actinopteri; Pleuronectiformes; Soleidae
Product: coiled-coil domain-containing protein 9B
Exons: 14
Coding region: 217-1944 (575 amino acids)
Source: RefSeq, a predicted model, not a curated record
UGGUGAAAGGGAGAGAGAGAGAGAGAGAGAGAGGGUGGACAAGCGGGUGGGUGCUGUGAAAUCAGUUAACAGGAGUGCUCUGUGCAUUUGUUAGACGUCUUGGCCGCUUGCCCAACUUGGCUCAUUGUAAUCGAGGCAUGAGCGUGGACUCCAGGCAGCCCUCUCUGCCGCCUCGGCUGCCUUGCUCCUGGACUCAGCCCAGCUCUCACCGCUGACAUGGAAAGACCCACCACCAGUGACAUGAUGCCCAAGAGGGAUAACGAGAGGGACGUGGAGCUGGACAAGAAGAUCGAGGCUCUCCGCAGGAAGAAUGAAGCACUCAUGAAGAGGUACAAGGAGGUGGAGGAGGACAAGAAAAGGGCAGAGGAGGAAGGAAUGGCACUGCAGAGCCGCAAGGGAAAAGCCGAUGACCUUACCAUCACAAUCAGCAAGUCCACCAGUGACAGCCGUGUGGUGGUGACGAAGCCAUUCAGCAGCGGUUCGCCAGCUGGGAAAGUAGAGCAGGAGGCUGGGCCCGUCAGAGUCGGAGAGGGCCCGUCACAGGGCACCGGACGUGGUCACAGGAAGCAGUUAACGGUCACCAUGGAAGGCAAAAAGGGUAAGAGGGUGGUGAGCGAGAAGCCAGAGAGGAGGCUGGGCUCCGCAGAUGUCAAGAGCCCUACAGAUGACGGACAGGCGAGGCGUGUGGAGUCAGCUGGGAGGGGAAAGCAUCCCCCUCACACGACCAAGAGAAACACAGCAGCAGCAGCAGCAGCACAGGGUGACGAGGUGAAACAGGGCCAGAGGGACACGGAGGAGCACCACAGGGUUCCGGAGCAAAGCACGGAGCCCGAGAGCCCACAUGGCUCCACUGACCUCGACAUCCCAACACUGAGAGAGGAGCAGCAGGAGUAUCUGAAGUGGAAGAGAGAGCGCGAGCAGAUUGACAAAGAGAGAGUGGCACGUCAUAAAAAUGCAAAGGGCCAGUGGAGGAGGGCGUGGGACAUGGACAAAUCUGAGAGCAUGUUUUCAGACAAAUCCCUGCCUGAUAGAGACUGGGGUCAUUGUAGCAGAGCUCAGCGAAAUACUAGAAGAGGACAACCCAAGACAAACAUGGACCCAAGAGGUUUUGAGAAGCGAGGAAAAGACAAGGGAGUUAAAAAUGUGCGAGUGAUGAGCAGUAAGGCAAAAGGCAAGGACCGUCUGACGGGGAGGGCCAGGAGGUGGCAGGCAGGUGAAGAGGGAGAUAACAUACAGAUCUCUGAUACAACGCUGGAGGAAUUCUUGGAGGAACUGGACGCUCUCACGGAUGCCGAAGCAGAAGAACUGAAAGCUCAGGAUGCAAAAGCGAAGCAGUCGCCCAGUGCAGACAUGCUGAGUACAUCUGAGGAUGUGAGUGGCUCCACAGCUCCUGGCACCGUGAGCGAGGACACCUCCACUCUGGAGUGGCAGGAGGCCUCGUCUCCUCGCAGCUCAGAGAAGAAAGUGCGUUUCUCAGAGGAGCUUGUUCAGGGAGCUCACAUGAGGCAAUCUGCAGGCUCUCAGGACUCAGAAUCAAGGUGUCAGAGCGCCUUAAAAGCUCCCUCACCUGUAAAGAACAAAGUGCAAGGGCCACAACAAGUGUUUGACAGCACCAGACAGGAUGACGGUACUCCUCAGGAUCAGGGAGGUGGUCCAUCUGCUGCUCCUGUUGCCCCUCAGCAGGCGCCUGAAAAUGAAUGUAUGAAAAAGGACAGGGACCCCCCCACAGCUCACACCUCCUCCCCUCCUGCUGAAAAAGCCAGUACCUCUCCACGGGAGUUUCCUGUCCAGGCUGUAGAGCUCGCCAAGUGCAAUAUCAGCAACGCAAACACAGAGGAGUUAAUAGACUCCGGUCUGUCUGUGCUGAGUCUGGAGUCAGGAGAAACGCACCCGACACACUGUACCAGCAGUGACAAGGCAAGAGAGCACGGGAAGAUUGUUUGACUGACAAUUAUUUGGGACGGACUCACUGAAACCAAAGCGACAGCAGCAGCAGCACAGGGCCGUGCCAACUUUCAUCCGGAUGCUUCAUGUCGCUUCAGGUAGCUCUUUUCAGAUGUCGGAAGUUUUUAACGCUUACGCACAAAAACCCACGGUUUCAAGUCACCAAACGUCACCCACACCUUAGGAGAGCCUUGUCCCGGCUCAAAUACGUUUAGACCCAAGCACUUUAUGCGUACUGACACAAUAAACGGGAUUAUAUUAGUAUGCUGUUUAAGUGCAAUAUCACUGAAUGUUUACAUGUGUUAGGACGAUUUCAAAGGAACAUAUCAGGAGAAGGCUAAUCUAAUUUCAGUCAGUUUUAUCUAUAGUGCCUGAUUUCUGCCUUACCGUUAUUUUUUAGAUAAUGAAAUAAAUUCCAUGUUUUGGAAUAUAAGAUGAUACCGUAGCGACAGAGCUUUGUUAUAGAGUAGAGUCUGUGUUUUUAACGCUCACGUCUGUCAGUAGGAAGUAUUUGACGUUUCUGCUCCCAGCAUCAGUCAGUGUCCCCUUUCUAAGUAGAAAUCAAUACUUUAUCGAAGGGCACGUUUGAGAUUUACUGUCUUAUCGACCGCCAAAGGAAGACUGCGUGUACGUUCCUCAAAAAAAUAUGACCCACAGUGUCCUUGGCAAAGGUAAAAGGAGGCUGCUGUGUUCAUUCACCGAGCACAGUUUUCUCUUUGUGUUUCGUUUGACUCUGUGCCUCUGUAGGAGCUUUGUCAAUUCUGAGAAAAGUAACCCCCAAUUAUGUCCUCUACUGUAUCUCACUUUUGAGAUUUCAAGCCCGCUUGAUUACAAGUCAUCGUUACAAAGAAAUGCUGUUUAAAUUGCCAUUAUGGGAAUUGUUCAGCGUUUCUGGAAGCUGCCGCACACUGUGGACAAAGGUCAAGUUAUUUCAGCUCCGCAGAACAAAUUUAGACUGUUCUGUCUUUCGAAACGUCCCCCAGCUUAAUAUAAGUGCAGGUCUAAACUGGUAAAUCAAAUCUUAUUCUAAUGCUCUAUUAAUAACCUAAUCUUUAUUACUGUCUGUCUCUCGUUAGGUGAUCAAUAACGCAGUAAAUCUCAAACUUGCCCGGCGACACAUUGCUAUUGUGUUUUCUUUGCAGCUGAAUCCCAGUUUUAAAGUUUUUGUUAACGUGUAGUUUUUUAUCAAGGCCGCGAUAUCAAAACAAAUUUGCGAGUUUAAUAAUAGUUUGGCCGUGUGUUGGAACAGACUUUUAUUUUCGUUUCUCUUCCCUGUGGGACAAACAGAGUUGUUUUGCAGAACAUGCAUCAUCUCAUCCACACUUCCAGCUGGGAUUCAGCUGGAAUUCAGCUGGAAGUGGCUCUCAAAGCCUAGUUUUAUCACAUUUGUUCUCUUCUCUCGUGACAAUGAAACGCAACUAAUCUUUGAAAAGGAAUCCAGUCUGCUGGUGUGCCUUGUACUCUGGCCUCUUCAAUACUGAAGGUCUGCCUUUAUUGGACAUUUUUGUAGUGUUAAAUGCACUGAACUAACAGUGCAGCAUCAGUAUUGUUAUUUAUUUGCCUGUCUGUCUGACAGGCGGAAUGUUACCUAGAAACGAUUUUGCAAAUCUAGACCUGUAUGUGUAUGUUUUUCAUGUUUUCUGUAUCUGAUAUGAAUGGAUUUGUUUUUAUUUAUUGCCAGUGGACUACUGUAUUUUUGGUAUCAAUGACAACUAUAACAAAAGAGGGUUUUGGC